GACGUGCGCUACGGAUCCGGCAGCGGGCAGCAGUCGGUGACGGGCGUCUCGGCCGUGGACGACAGCAACAGCUACUGGAGGAUUCGGGGGAAGACCUCCACGGUGUGCGGGAGGGGGACACCCGUGAAGUGCGGGCAGUCCAUCCGGCUGACCCACAUCAACACGGGGAGGAACCUGCACAGCCACCACUUCACCUCGCCCCUCUCAGGCAACCAGGAGGUCAGCGCAUUUGGGGAGGACGGCGAGGGAGACUACCUGGAUGACUGGACGGUGGUGUGCAGCGGGCCGUACUGGGCGCGGGAUAGCGAGGUGCGGUUCAAGCACUCCUCCACUGACGUCUUCCUCUCUGUGACUGGGGAGCAGUAUGGACGGCCCAUCCAUGGCCAGAAGGAAGUGCACGGCAUGUCCUACUCUAACCAGAACAACUACUGGAAGGUCAUGGAAGGGAUCUUCAUGAAACCCAGUGAGCUGCUGAGAAUGGAUCCCUACCAUUCUGAGUUAUGACAGACUGCGCUGGAGCUUCCCAGCGUUGCAGUACCUUUACCGCAAGUGUUCAGCUCCUGUAGGGACCUUUCUGCUUCCAGGUGCCUUUGCAGCAGCUCUCGGUCGCUGGAGCAGUUGGGCACAGGCCAGGCAGCAGAGCCCUUGUUCCCCUUCUCUUUCCUUGACUGGGUCUCAUUAUCCCUGUUGGUACAGGCUUCAUCUGUUGCAACAGGCUCCUCUCACAGCAGGUUCCCCACCCCCCCUGCAGAGGUGCUAAGCCAAACUCUCCCACAGAAAAAGGGACCAUUCGUGACUUGCUUUCAUCACCUUGCAGUGAGCCUGUUCUCACUGUCACAGUUUCAUUUGUUUGUCUCUGUAAGAUCUGUACUGCUGACGUUUGUGCACAGACGUGUCCUGGGGAGAACUGCUGACAGGGGCUGGGCCAUAAAAGAAUUUACUUCUCUAA
Messenger RNA from Gavialis gangeticus (Gharial), 949 nucleotides. It is a transcript of the gene SDF2, whose product is annotated as stromal cell derived factor 2. The record is from RefSeq and is a predicted model, not a curated record. NCBI's taxonomy places the organism in Eukaryota, Metazoa, Chordata, Crocodylia, Gavialidae. The annotation marks the transcript as partial. The transcript is spliced from 3 exons.